Molecule: messenger RNA, 3766 nt
Organism: Scleropages formosus (Asian bonytongue)
Lineage: Eukaryota; Metazoa; Chordata; Actinopteri; Osteoglossiformes; Osteoglossidae
Gene: prrx1b
Product: paired related homeobox 1b
Exons: 4
Coding region: 801-1604 (267 amino acids)
Biological process (GO): regulation of transcription by RNA polymerase II
Cellular component (GO): nucleus
Molecular function (GO): RNA polymerase II cis-regulatory region sequence-specific DNA binding; DNA-binding transcription factor activity, RNA polymerase II-specific
Source: RefSeq, a predicted model, not a curated record
GGUGCGGUGCUGGAGUCUGAGAGCGUCUCUGUAAAACGUCAGAAAGUUACAGAAAAAAGCAUCGCCACGUAAUUACAGGCCCCUAUUAGGACGAUCUUCCGUCCCGGGGGGUCUUAGGUUCUCAUUUGUUCCCCGCUCGGGCUUCCUUCUCCUGCCCAGUGUGCGCUGUUUGAAGUGCCGGAGUCAAAAACCGCUUCGCGAAGCGCCCUCGCCCCAAACGAGGCUGCGUCUUCGGCCCUCCUCUUCGGAACGCAGAGCGAGACCUCCCGAACACCCACGCAUCUGGUAGACAUCAUCUCCUCCACUGCCGUGAGUCAACAAGCGCUGAGAACGACAAGAAGGAGGAAGGAGAAAAAAAAAAAAAAAAAAACGUUUCUCCGAAGUCGCUGUGGGAUUUGGACUGGGCCGGGCGCGAUACCGCUCGCCAUCCGGGGGGGCUUUCAGUGAGUGGACUCAUCGUCGGCGCGAUCUCCCGACCCGAGUUGUGGAAAAACUGUGGAGGGGAACGGAGGGAAGGAAGGGGACGCGAGAAGAACUUCAGCUUCACACUUCAAUUGUCCGUCCCGCUGCGCGCCCCGUGAAUCUCUGCGGGUUCGAGACGUCUCGAGAUCUGCGGAGCGUCAGCGCCGGCGGUUCCGGAUGAUCCGUACAAGCGCUUUUGUGACGCAAGGGCCGACUCGCUGACUCGCCGGCAGCUUUGGAGACCACCGGCUCAGGUGCCUGACUGUAUGCAUGCGAAGGAAUAAUAAGUCGUCCCGCUCGCUGCUCCUCCAUUCAUUACCCCGCAUCCCAUUUGCGUCAUGACUUCUGGUUAUGCACAUGUAAUGGACAGACAAGCCACGAUAUCCAGCCGCCUGGAGAGUCCGAUUACAGCCAAUCUGGAGAACCUACAGGCUAAGAAGAAGUUCUCAGUGAGUCACCUGUUGGAUCUGGAGGAGGCAGGGGAGAUGGUGGGUGCGCAGGCGGAGGAGGCCGGCGUAGAGGCCGGACGGGGCAUGCUCGAGUCCCCGGGACUGACCAGCGGCAGCGACACCACGCAGCAGGACAGUAAGUGUCCAGGGAGCUCCCGGGAUGAGCAGCUGAAUGCAGAGGAGAAGAAGAAGAGGAAACAGCGGCGGAAUCGAACCACAUUUAACAGCAGCCAGCUUCAGGCUCUGGAGAGGGUCUUUGAGAGGACGCACUACCCCGAUGCCUUUGUCCGAGAAGACCUGGCACGGAGAGUCAACCUCACUGAGGCUCGAGUACAGGUGUGGUUCCAGAACAGACGGGCCAAGUUUCGCAGGAAUGAACGGGCCAUGCUUGCCAGCAAGAAUGCUUCCCUGCUGAAGUCGUACUCUGGGGAUGUGACAGCAGUGGAGCAGCCGAUUGUACCCCGCCCCGCACCUCGGCCCAACGACUACCUUUCCUGGGGCAGCACAUCCCCCUACAGGUGUCUCUUCCCAUCCAGCGAACAAUCAUUUCAGUGCCAUGGCUACCUAUACACCCACAUGUGCCAACACCAACACCUCCCAGGGAAUGAACAUGGCGAACAGCAUCGCCAAUCUACGCCUCAAGGCCAAGGAGUACAGCUUGAACCAGGUGCCCACGGUCAACUAAGGGAGUGAAUAAUGUUGUCCCCUGGAAGAGACCCGAGGAGGACUAUUUGACAUUGAGAUCCAUGUCCAAUCAGGCUUGCUCCAGGCAACAAGCCUUCCUUUGGGAUUUACAAGAAACUCUUCCACUGGUGGGACACCAUCUUAUUCUUGAAUGUAUUCUAUUCUUGAGCAACCAUUGGGAUAGAGAGAGACUGAGUUAUAUCAAAAUGUUUCUGCACACUUCCCCUUGAACAUUAUAAGUAAGCAGGUCUCAGUUAGUCAAAGAAAAAAAACAAUGAAAAAAGCCUGGAUACUUUUGCAGACUGGUUUAAGCUGAAGAAAAUACAUUUCAACAGAAUGGAACAGGCUGCUGAUGUCCUUGAAUAUUAAAAGCUAAGUAUCCUAAAGUCCAGUAGUUGGCACCACCUGAGAAAAUUCCCCAGGGUUCUCCAGCAACCACUGGAUUGGAUCACCACGGUUUUCCCCAGUGACAAAACCAAAGACCCUCAUCCUGCCUUUUCAUGACCCAAGGGGAAGAAACAACAGACCGGUGGAAAGUGUGUGUUCCCGGUAUUUUCAAAAAACAAGACUUCAGCCAGUGUAUAAACUGGAAACUUUUAAACUUGGUUAUGUUAUUUUAUUGUUUUAUUUCAAUUUCCCACUUUAUACCACUGACAAGCAAACCUCGUCAUUGCAUCCUGAUUUAUAUAACAUACACUAUACAACCUAUGUCAGCUAAUGUAACUCAUUUUGAACCCAAAUACUAGUUGCUCUUUUUGUUUGUAUGGUAUCUUUAUUUGUAACAGAAAAUCGUAUAUAAUAAUAAAAAAGCAGUUUCAAGCAAUAUAUAAUGCAAUGGUGUUAGACUUUAGAGCUUAUUCUUGAAAGUGGAUUGCAAAAUUAUUAACAGUAUUUAGGACAUUGGUAGCUACUUGCUAGAAUGCACUUUUAUUUAAAUCUGAAAUUGUUCUUCUCAUUAAAAGGUAACUUGGAACUGUUGCUGGCAACAGUGAUUCAAUUUUGCAGAAAAUCAUGUCAUCCUGGGUAGUUAGUAUGUGUGAAGUAUACCACUAAUUACAGAAAAUUUAGAAUAAAUAUCUAUGAAAUAAUUGUCAGAAUCUAUUCAUGGUCUUCACCUCUUUUGAUUUUCACCUUAUGAAAAACUAAAUAGUAAUAAGUCAACAACAACAGUGCUAGUUUCCUGUUGUAUGUGGUGGUCAUAUGUGGCCAAAAAUGAAAAUUGCAUUCAGCAUUAAGGUACACUCCAUAUAUUAAAAAAAAGAAAGCAAGAAUCAAUGUCACAAUCCAACCAAAACUUUCACUGAAGACAGAAUCUAAGAGGCUUCUCUAAAAUCUUUUAUGGGACACAGAAAAAUGUCAAAAAAGCAACUUGUACCUGUUUUGAGGCUAUCCUUUGUCUUACCACUUCCAUUGUACAUAAUGUCAGCUUGAUAAUGAUAAUGUACAGGCGGCCACGUUACCACGACAGCUGAGGAGGGUGAAUGUUCCCUUGGAAAUGACGGCCCAGCACCCACUAUAUCAGCAAUUAUUCAUCUAAACUACAGCAAUCACUGGAUAACUUAUAUCACCUUUGUUCUGCAGUUACAGCUAAACAAAUGCAAGGCUUGAAGUAACAGCUCUUGGAAUUUUUGUGACUUCCACUUAAGAGUGUUUUAUUGCUCAGAGCGGGACUUUCCUGCAGCCACACACACACUCUCAAUGCUUUCUGUGGAACUGCAGUGUUUACCUAGGAAACAAUAUUUUAUAGUGCAGGAAGCUUUUUUAAUGGACCCUAUGGCCUCUUUGGGGUUAAUCACUACCAUAAUGUUGUCUCUGUACCCAAAGCUUUUUUGAGUUUACCACUUACAUAUGACCCAGCAAGCCCCCACUGUGACCCAUGGGCGAGGACUCAGGGGCUACCACCGCUAGGCCAAAGAGGAAAUGCCACUCAGGAAAGCCUCUGAUCUUUGUCAAUCAUACCCUCAGCAUUGUUUAUAUUAUCUUUAUUAAUUCCUUAUUUAGCUCCCACCAUAAUCCUAGGGGACUUGUGUGAGAAAAUUUGAAUGUUUGAAACAAAACAAUGAUCUACUUAGUAAAGAGUAAAUUAUGGUAUUGAAAAGAGCUGGAACAAAAGCCUAAAAACUCAUGAUAUACACAUUUAUCUUAAACAUUUUGUGCCAUUAAAUUUAACC